This is a messenger RNA of Penicillium brasilianum, 1340 nucleotides long. The record is from the annotation of a GenBank genome assembly. NCBI's taxonomy places the organism in Eukaryota, Fungi, Ascomycota, Eurotiomycetes, Eurotiales, Aspergillaceae.
UCGUCAACCCAAACUCACAACAAUGGGUCUUACUCACGAACUGCCACGCACCGGGCUCGCUGCCCUCCUCGCGAGUCUUGAUAUUCCAGGCGAAAUUCAACUUCCGACCGGCACUGUUGUCCGAGUCGGUAGCGACGAGCCAAAGUAUCGAGUGAUUUUUCGAUCUGAAAGUGCACUACGAACACCGAUGACGGAACUAGGUGUUGGCCGUGCUUAUAUUUCGGGUGACAUUGAAGUGGAAGGGGAUCUUGGUGCGCUAUUUGAUGCACGAGAGAAACUGCCCGACAAGGUACCUUUGCGACAGAAGUUCCAAUUUUUGUAUGACUAUUUCAGGACCGCGACGGCCAUGAACUCCAAGGCUAUUUCAGAGCACUAUAGCCGAGGCGACGAUUUCUAUCUUACUUUUAUCGACAAGCGAUAUAGAUUUUACUCCCAGGGACUGUUCAAAGGUCCCGAGGAGAGUAUUGAGGAGGCGUCAGAGCAUAAACUCGAGAGCAUGUUCAAUAAUUUGGAGCUCAAGCCUGGACAGAGGCUGCUUGAUAUUGGUGGCGGCUGGGGAGGGGUCACACAGUACUGUGGUGCUCGCGGUGUACAUGUCACGACGUUGACUUUGACUGUGGACUCGGCUCGCUUUAUCCAAAAUCUGAUCAGCGAGAAGAACCUCCUCGGUGAGGUCUUUUUGCAAGACUUUUUAAACUUCAAGCCCGAGGAGCAAUUCGACCAUGUUGUCAUCUACGGUGUUAUCGAGCAUCUUCCAGACUAUCGAGAGUUUGCACGCAGGAUCUGGGAUGUACUCAAACCCGGAGGUCGCAUUUAUCUCGAUGGAUCGGCAGCUGUCACCAAGUUUGCUGUCAGUUCGUGGACGAGAGACUAUAUCUGGAGGGGCACGCACACUUUCAUGACUGUGCAGGACGUCAUGGCUGAAUUCUUGUAUCACGGCUUUGAGGUCAUCGAGGUGGUUCGCGAGACCAAGGACUAUGAGCUUACCAUGUUGGAAUGGGCCAAGAGACUCGAUUCAGCCAAGGAGGAAGUCAUUGCAGGCUGGGGAGAGGAAACGUAUCGUGUAUUCCGACUAUUUCUGUGGGGUGGGACUCAUGCGUUCAAGACGAAUACCUUGCAGGCGUACCAUUUGGUCGCGGAAAAGACCAACUCACCAGGACCCCGUCCAUCAACAUAUCGUCGACUGGUUCAGUUCCUGGGGACCCUCCGUUGAGCUGCCAAUUCAAUGCAGAGCAAAUCGACAUUAUCGGUAUACUACUUGAGUCAUUCAACGUACUGCCUAAACCAAUACUCAUGGAUAUACUUCAUUCAAGAGCCAACUACAUAAAUGUACAUCAAAC